Messenger RNA from Rhizopus microsporus ATCC 52813, 1023 nucleotides. Its product is annotated as Cupredoxin. The record is from RefSeq and is a predicted model, not a curated record. The transcript is spliced from 5 exons. Lineage: Eukaryota; Fungi; Mucoromycota; Mucoromycetes; Mucorales; Rhizopodaceae. Gene Ontology annotation, molecular function: oxidoreductase activity; copper ion binding. Bases 1 to 1023 code for a protein of 340 amino acids.
AUGAAACUGUUUCUUCUUUUAUUAGACUAUUUUGACAUUUUGAAAAAGGAAGUGUAUGAAAAACCUUCUGGCAAAGUACGCACUUUCUAUAUGACUGCAGAGGAGGAAAUAUGGGACUAUGCUAUUCAUAGUUUAAAGAACAAGGUUCCAGAAAGAGAGAGCUUAUCCUUAUUUGAAGUCAAAAAUGGUCUUGGUACAAAGUAUUACAAGGCACUUUACUACGAAUAUACAGACAGUACCUUUACCAAAAAGAAGAAAAAGCCUGAAUGGCAAGGAAAUAUGGGCCCCGUCUUGAGAGCUGAAGUUGGAGAUACCAUUGUAGUCCAUUUUUGGAAUAAGGCCACUCGACCUGUGACUAUGCAUCCUCAUGGCGUAUUUUAUGAAUUUGAAAACGAAGGUGCCAUUUUUAAAGAUGGAUACGAAAAGGCCGCUAUAGAGCCAAAUCAGAAAUUUACAUAUACCUGGACAGUGCCUCCCAGAGCUGGUCCUGGGCCAACAGAUGAGAACUCUGUUGUUUGGGGUUAUCACUCUCAUAUAUCAGAAGGUGAUAUCUAUGCUGGUUUGUACGGUGCAAUAGUAGUGUAUAGACCAGACACCUUAUCUGAUAAGGAAGUUGUUACUUGUUUAUUCAUAUCAGAUGAGCGUCAGUCAGCAUAUUUUGAUAAAUCAGUCUCUACUCUUUAUGAUAAAGCAAAGUUAAAGGAUGAUACAGGGAUGCAUAGUACGAACAAUGGAUUUCAUGUUAUCAAUGGCCUCGUCAAUUCUUCUCCCAUAGAUCUCGUAUUCAAAAAGAAAAAGGUUGUUUGGCACCUUAUCGGCUGGGGUACUUUUUGGGAUACUCAAUAUGUGAAGUGGGAAAAUGCUAGGGUAACUUUGAAUGGCAAACGAACGCAUCAAGUACGCCUUUAUCCUGCAUCAUUUUAUACAGUUACAUUACAAUUUAAAGAAUCUGGUCAAUGGAAGUUUGGUUAUUUAGACAGAGAGAGUGAAGGCAUGAUCAUGCAUUAUAAUGUUAGCUUGUAA